UUUUAUUAAAUUAAUUUUCAAUUUUUAAAUUACACUUCGUUAUAACCCCAAAUACUCAAGCACAAAUGAAAUAGAUUUAAAAAUUAGAAUCUAUUAUUCGAAAUUAAUAUUGUCUAAACAUUAAUAGAUGACAAAAUUGAUAGAUAGUAUUAAUUGAUAAGUAUUUCAAUUUUCUACGUUCAUAUAAUUAUUUCUAAUAAAAAAUAAACAUUUCAAAAUUUUAAUCAAUAAGAGUAGUUACUAGAGAAGAUUUCUUACAAAAUACUCCAAGCAAUAUGUCGGAUAAAGCGAUGCUCGUUUUAGGAGAAGCUCCUGAAUCUGAUGAUGAAGAGUUUCAACACAUUGAGAAUUCAAAAAGUGUAAUAGUCGAAAAUGAUCACACAGAGUUUGAUGCCGAUUCUAAUUACCGGACUAAUAAUUCAAAAAAUAAAAAAAGGCAAGUGGAAAGAGAAAGUUUAGCUGGCCGCUCUGACAAUUUCAAAAUGUCUGAAGAUACUUUACUGCAUAAAAAAUUAAAAGAAAAAAAUAUGCAGUUUUAUUCAAAUCUGACGACAUUUAACAAGCAAAUGUAUUUAAAUGGUAUAAAUCGAAUGAACGAAACGAACCAACAAUUAGUCAAAGCUCAGGUAUUACUCCAAGAUACUGUGACUAACUGGAAGUAUACUGAACAAAAUUUGUCACACAUUAGACGGAAGCUGGCUGAUAUAUUGGCUGAAGAGUAUAUUCCUAAAAUUAAUAUUUAAUGCAUUUUUUUAUAUAAAAGAACUUGUUAGUUGUUAUCAUAAUUCAUAAAUGGAAUGUAAUAAUUGUUACCCUAUAUUUCUAAAUAGAAAAAAAUUGUAUUAUAUUAUAUUUUUACACUUUAAACAAUGAUUAAAAUAAUUAUAUUUUGAGUA
Aphis gossypii (cotton aphid) is the source of this 896-nucleotide messenger RNA. RefSeq lists its product as uncharacterized. The transcript is spliced from 4 exons. Bases 276 to 743 code for a protein of 155 amino acids. The record is from RefSeq and is a predicted model, not a curated record. NCBI's taxonomy places the organism in Eukaryota, Metazoa, Arthropoda, Insecta, Hemiptera, Aphididae. Gene Ontology annotation, cellular component: BLOC-1 complex.